This is a messenger RNA of Peronospora farinosa, 219 nucleotides long. The record is from the annotation of a GenBank genome assembly. NCBI's taxonomy places the organism in Eukaryota, Oomycota, Peronosporomycetes, Peronosporales, Peronosporaceae.
AUGAUUGAUGCCCCUUUAACUGCCAACGACUUCUACGACGCCAUCAAGCACACUUCUCGUGGGAAAUCGCCGGGUCCCGAUGGAUUGCCGGCUGAGUAUUACCAACUCUUCCCCAGCCAGUGGGCUUUGGUAAUGGAACUUGUUUAUGCUGCCCAAUUCCGGAAGGGACGUAUGUCAAAGUUCCAACGCCGUGCCUACCUCUCGCUUUUGUUAAGAUAA